AUGAUCGACAUUGCUACUCAUUACUCUAGGUCAGAUCGCGCGUUGGCCGACUCGCUGGCAUCCGAGCUUCGCACCAAACCGCUCUGUGACGUGUACGAUCAUACAUUGCGCAUUCCUCAUCAGCACCAUCGAGGAGAUAGCCAAUUUUCCUCAGGUAUCGGAUCGAUGCACAUGUCACUCGGCCCACAUCGGCCCACCCCCAAACACCACUUUCGGCCAGCGACGAUCACCUCCGCCACCCCCACAUCGUUCACCCUUGUCGUCAACGUCGAGCGACCACUCGUAUGCGAUCACUUGCCCUAA
This is a messenger RNA of Microbotryum saponariae, 303 nucleotides long. Lineage: Eukaryota; Fungi; Basidiomycota; Microbotryomycetes; Microbotryales; Microbotryaceae. The record is from the annotation of a GenBank genome assembly.